Messenger RNA from Lactuca virosa, 1823 nucleotides. The record is from the annotation of a GenBank genome assembly. NCBI's taxonomy places the organism in Eukaryota, Viridiplantae, Streptophyta, Magnoliopsida, Asterales, Asteraceae.
GUGUAUCCGAAAUAUUCCUAGUUACUUAACUAUUUAUCCAUUGGCUCGCCCGCUACGCCUUUGUUAGAGAUAUCAGCUAUCCACCACAUGUACAAGCCCUAGCUCCAGAAACCCUAAAACGAUUAACCAUGUCGCACUUCGGAAGAGCAGGUCCGCCGGAUAUCAGAGAUACCUAUUCACUCCUCGUCCUCAACAUCACCUUUCGUACAACUGCCGAUGAUUUGUUCCCUCUUUUUGAUAAGUAUGGAAAGGUUGUUGAUGUUUUCAUCCCUAGAGAUCGCAGGACUGGGGAUUCUCGGGGCUUUGCCUUUGUUCGAUAUAAGUAUGCAGAUGAAGCCCAGAAGGCAGUGGACAAGCUUGAUGGAAGAGUUGUUGAUGGUAGAGAGAUAAUGGUUCAAUUUGCCAAGUAUGGACCUGAUGCUGAAAGAAUUCAUAAGGGAAGAAUACUUGAACCAGCUGAGAAGCUGAAGGGAAGAUCAAGGAGCCGAAGUCCAAGACCAAGUUCAAGGCAUAGAGAUGACUACAAGGACAGAAGAAGAAACCGUAGUAGAAGCAGAGACAGAUCUGAACACGAGAGGCAUCGAGGAAGGGAUCGAUACAGAAGCAGAAGUCGAAGCAGAAGCAGAAGCCCUGAAUAUCGCAAAGAACGCAGUAGAAGAGGAAGAUAUGAAGAUGAAAAGGGUAGAAGCAGAAGUCGAUCUCCUAUCAGAAGUGCUUCCCCUGCCCGAUCACCUGCCCGAAAUAGUGUGAGCCCUCGAAGGAGUAGGAGUGCAUCUCCAAGAAGAACACCUUCAAGGAGCAGAAGUCCAGCCAGGCGUGUUGAGAAAGAUCGGUCACCUACUCCAAAAAGUGUUUCCCCUCGUGGGAAACCUGACUCUAGAAGCCCAUCACCACAGCGUUCUGAUGCUGAUGAAUGAGAAUUGGAGAUGCAUGUAUGGACAUGAAAUCAAGAGCAGUGUUCUGUUUUGUGAAAACUCAUUUCCUGAUGCUUAAUUUGAAGGAUAGAGUAUGUGUUGCUGUUGGUGUUGAUGUUGGUGAGAACUGGUGCAGCAGUGGUUAUGAUGUUUGGUUUGCAGUGGGGAAAGGGGAUGAUGGUUGAAGUUGAUAUUGCUGCUAUGCUGUUGACACGUCAUGCUUGCUGAACAAAAAAUCCUAAAAAUUUUAAGUAGUUGAGGUCGAUGAUUAAGCUGUCAAGUGAUAGGCACGUGUUGUUGCUGUGUUGCACAUGCACCAGUUCUUGUAGAUGCUGGUGAAUUAAGAUAUUGAAGCUAUUCAGACGGUUGGUGAUAAACCAAGGAUCAUGGCAACGUUUAUUUUUUAGACUAAACCUCAGUGGUUUCCAGAAAUUUGAGAUAUAGUUUCUUAGUUCAAAAAACCUUAUAGAUAGUCCCUAGGUGUAAAUAAUGACAACUAUGUAAUGUUUUUCUAUUAUAUUGAAGCCAGUACUACGAAUACAAAGACUCCAAUUUAUACAAGGUUUACAACUGAAAAUCCUAAAUAUAUGGUUGUACACUAGGUCUACAAUUUGACUUUGACUGAUAAACAAUCUUCUAAAUAUAGUGCACUCUAACCACAUGUGUAUCGUUUGAUGUUACCGUUAUUACCCCCAACGAACUUAAAGCUUGUGACGAAUGGAAUUGAAGUGAUACUUAGGAGGAGCCUUGGUAAAUAUGUCUGCCAGCUGUCUUCUGAGGAUACAUUUGAUAUGAUUAGUUCCUUAGCUUCAACUUGUUUGCGAAUGAAAAGUAAGUCUAGAGCUAUGUGUUUUGACCUGGUGCUUAUGACGAGAUUUUUGGUUAUGAAGAUUUCUCCUACAUUAUCAC